AUGGCUGCGGGUGACAGGGGUCCUUCGGGCCGCUGGCCCAGAUGGCUGGGGCAUCACUGCCCAACCUUACGGGGCCCCUUGUCCUACCAAAGCGAGGCCACGGGACACCAGUGCCCAGCCUGGGAGCCGGGAGAACCCCGCACAGAAGGCAGCCUCGCCCAAGGGAACCUGACUGGGUGGGCGGCGGUGCCCGGGUUCCCCUCGGCGGGUUCGGGGCCCUGUGACGCCAGAAGGCGACGCGACCCGUUCCCUGCGGCGCUGCCCCGCGGCCCGGCUCCCCGACCAGCCCAGAGGCCCGCGUCCUCCUCUCCGAGGUGUCGGGGCGGACGCCAGCCUCUGCCUCCGUGUCCCCCGAUGGCGGCGGCGGCGGCGGCGGCGGCGGCGGCGGCGAGCAGCAGCGGGUCCAAGACCGAGUUCAUUGUGGGAGGGAAAUACAAGCUGGUGCGGAAGAUCGGGUCCGGCUCCUUCGGGGACAUCUACCUGGCCAUCAACAUCACCAACGGCGAGGAGGUGGCGGUGAAGCUGGAGCCGCAGAAGGCGCGGCACCCGCAGCUGCUGUACGAGAGCAAGCUCUACAAGAUCCUGCAGGGCGGCGUGGGCAUCCCGCACAUCCGCUGGUACGGCCAGGAGAAGGACUACAACGUGAUGGUCAUGGACCUGCUGGGGCCCAGCCUGGAGGACCUCUUCAACUUCUGCUCCCGGAGGUUCACCAUGAAGACGGUGCUGAUGCUGGCCGACCAGAUGAUCAGCAGGAUCGAGUACGUGCACACCAAGAACUUCAUCCACAGAGACAUCAAGCCCGACAACUUCCUCAUGGGCAUCGGCCGCCACUGCAACAAGCUGUUCCUGAUCGACAUCGGCCUGGCCAAGAAGUACAGGGACAACAGGACGAAGCAGCACAUACCCUACAGGGAGGACAAGAACCUCACCGGCACGGCCCGCUACGCCAGCAUCAACGCCCAUCUGGGCAUCGAGCAGAGCCGCCGGGACGACAUGGAGUCCCUAGGGUACGUCUUGAUGUAUUUCAACAGAACCAGCCUGCCGUGGCAAGGGUUAAAGGCUGCCACAAAGAAACAGAAAUACGAGAAAAUCAGUGAGAAGAAGAUGUCCAUCCCCGUGGAAGUUCUCUGUAAGGGCUUUCCUGCAGAGUUUGCCAUGUACUUGAACUACUGCCGUGGGCUGCGCUUCGAGGAGGCCCCGGAUUACAUGUACCUGAGGCAGCUCUUCCGCAUCCUUUUCAGAACCCUGAACCACCAGUACGACUACACGUUUGACUGGACCAUGUUAAAGCAGAAAGCAGCCCAGCAGGCAACCACCUCCACCGGGCAGGGUCAGCAGGCCCAACCCCCCACGGGUUUCUGA
Pipistrellus nathusii (Nathusius's pipistrelle) is the source of this 1362-nucleotide messenger RNA. The record is from the annotation of a GenBank genome assembly. NCBI's taxonomy places the organism in Eukaryota, Metazoa, Chordata, Mammalia, Chiroptera, Vespertilionidae.